Lolium rigidum is the source of this 683-nucleotide messenger RNA. Its product is annotated as auxin-responsive protein SAUR36-like. The transcript has a single exon. Gene Ontology annotation, biological process: response to auxin. Lineage: Eukaryota; Viridiplantae; Streptophyta; Magnoliopsida; Poales; Poaceae. The record is from RefSeq and is a predicted model, not a curated record. Bases 69 to 503 code for a protein of 144 amino acids.
CUCUGACCGCUUCAUCUCAGAGUCACAGGCUCACAGCCCAUCUCGUUGAGAAAGCAAAUCAAGCAAGCAUGAUCAGCUCCAAGAAGCUAGCUCAACUUUCCAAGAAGUGGCAGGGAGUUGGUGCCAUCGGGCGAAGAAGGAUAACAAUACUGGACAAGGAGAUCCAUCCAUCAUGCGGCACAGUUGCAGGCAAGGGCCACUGUGUUGUGUACUCUUUCGAUGGCAAGCGGUUCGAGAUUCCCUUGGCGUGCCUCCGCACGACAGUCUUCGAGGAACUCCUCAGGAUGUCUCGGGAAGAGUUUGGGUUUACAUGUGACGGAGGGAUCACACUGCCCUGUGAUGCAGCAACGAUGGAGUAUGUGAUGUGUUUGCUAAGGAAAGAAGCCUCAGAAGAUGUUGAGAGGGCACUCCUCAGUUCUAUAGUGAUAACUUGCCACCACCCGAGCAGAAUGAUGCAACCACACGGCGGACUUAACCAGCAACUUGCCGUGUGCAGUUCCUAGAGUGAAGAUCUGCAGCUUUUUUUUUUUCAUUUUUACCUCCAUCGUUUUUUCCCGGAUGUACUUUUGGAGCACAGUUCUGUGCGGCGUUUUUCCAAUUGUCCCGUGGAUGCACAGAUGGAUGCAUGCAUGAAUUAUCAAAUUAUGAUUAGAAAAGAAGGAAUCAAGUUUACUCCAUUGAAA